AUGAGGCUGCUCUUAGACUCCGUCCUCUUCGGUACGUGCUCUCCCUCCUCUGCGUUUGUCAUGGCAGGUGAAAUAGUUUAUGCUGAUUUAAACAUUUUGGGAGCCUCUUCCAACCCAUUGCAUCCACCUCGGCACCUCAAUCACACUCAGUGUCCCCGCUGGCAUCGACUCGCUGCAAGGCUUGGAGCAGCUGGGAUCCUCAUCCUGCUGGGAGCGGUGAUAGCCAUGGGCGUUUGGGUUUUUCAGACCAAAGGAUCUCUGAAUUCACUGGAGAACAAGGGUACCAGGGAGACACUCAUCCAUCAAUCCAACUGCAGCACUGGCCUAAAAGAUUUCCAGUUCCACUUGAAACAAUUUGUGUGUGAAUCAUCUCACAACAACUCAGCAGAGGGAGCAGGGUGCAAGCUCUGCCCCCCAAACUGGCUGCUGCGCAGGGACAAGUGCUACUGGGUGUCUAAAGAAAAAAAGCCCUGGGACAAGAGCCGCGAUGACUGUUCAAGGAGGAGCUCUCGGCUGCUGGUGAUCCGGGACCAGGAUGAGAUGACUUUCAUUCAAAAUACUACCAAAGAUGCUCAGCAGAUCUGGCUUGGACUCACUGUUACAUCCUCCGCGAGGAAUUGGACUUGGGUGGACGGCUCCGUGUUCAAUCAAACACUGUUCAAGGUAGUGGAUCCUGCUGAAAAGAACAGCUGUGGGGUGAUAAAAGCAGAUAGGGUUCAUUUUGAAACCUGCAGUGCCGUAUCUACAUGGAUUUGUGAAAAAGAUCCUCUCCAGAUAUAGACAGUGACAUUACCUGUAUUUUCGAUAUGUGAACGAGAAAUCUUCUUUAGUUUCAGUCUGUCCCAUAAAUGAUGAAUGUUGAAGGGGAGCUUCAAAGGGAAAACUUGAGCUUGUGCCCUUCCACCUCCCCCCUGCUUUUAUAAGGUGGAUA
Mauremys reevesii (Reeves's turtle) is the source of this 931-nucleotide messenger RNA. RefSeq names its product killer cell lectin-like receptor subfamily B member 1B allele A. Bases 1 to 780 code for a protein of 259 amino acids. Lineage: Eukaryota; Metazoa; Chordata; Testudines; Geoemydidae. The transcript is spliced from 6 exons. The record is from RefSeq and is a predicted model, not a curated record.